AUGAGCGACAGUGAUUUAUACUGAUCCAUACCUGUGAUUAUUGUCCUAAUCUGCAUCAACUCACUCUUCAAUGGUCUCACCUUAGGAGUCUUAGGACUGGACAAUGCUACCUUGCAAGUCCUUAUGGAGCAAGAAGUCAAGGAUGAGGACAGCAGAAAGCAAGCUGACAAUGCCAGAAAAAUUGCUCCUAUCAGAAAAAGGGGUAACUUGCUUUUAUGUACACUGAUUAUUGGAACAGUUGGGGCAGGCUCAGCUCUUUCAAUUGUGAUGUCUGAUAUUGAAGGUAGUUUAGAAGGAUUUUUUAUUUCGACAUCACUUAUAGUUAUUUUUGGCGAGAUAAUUCCUCAAGCUAUCUGUGGUCGGUACGGACUAAUAAUAGGAGCCAAGGUGGUUUGGCUCGUGCGUACCUUGAUCGUUAUUGAAUAUAUCAUAGCAAAGCCUAUAAGUGUAGUCUUAGACUAUUUGCUGGGAGAUGACCCAGGAACAAAAUUUACCAAAGCACAAAUGAAGGCACUUUUCAAUAUUUAUGAAAGGGAAGCCCGUUUAAAUCCAGAGCAGCAAAAAAUAUUGACUUCAGCCAUGGACUUUUCAGAUACCAAGCUCUACUCGAUUAUGACUCCUCUUGACAAGGCAUUUAUGCUGAAUUCAGCAAAGACCCUGAAUAUAGAAAAAAUUAAAAAAAUUUAUGAUAAAGGAUACAGCAGAAUUCCUGUUUAUGAAGGAAGGAGAGAAAAUAUCAUAGGUGUCCUCAUGGCGAAAGACCUGAUGUUUGUAAGCAUAGACAAAUUUAUCAAGAUGUGGAGCAGCAAAUGUAUUUUUAUAAGGCCAAUCAUGACAGUAAAUAUAGAAGUACCAGUUGAAGAUUUAUUAAAAGACUUCAAAGCAGGAAAGUCCCACAUUGCAGUUGUUCAGGAAGUUGUCGUGGAUGGAGGCAAAGAUCCUUAUUAUUCUCCAGUAGGAAUAAUCACAAUGGAAGACAUCAUUGAAACUUUAAUACAGCAAGAAAUAGAAGAUGAGCAUGAUGUUAACAGAUUAAAAGCAAAAACUAAUAAACUUCAUAAAGUCAGCAGCACAGUUCUGUUUUCAAUUUUUCCAAGCAAAUCUGUGAUGACUGAGACGGAGCUUGAAGUAAUAAAAAGCUUUUUAGUGAAAAGUGUAGAGCCAUUUCAUCCUGAUAGAAUUUCAAGCAAAAAUCUCACAAAACUGAUAAACAAGGCAAGAAUUUUAAUGAUGAACGGAGAAGAGGAUGAAGAAAUUAUCAGCAUUGAAGACAUUAAGUAUGAAUCAGACAAUUCAGUAUCGCAUUCAAUGGAUGGAGAUCAAAAGCCUGAUGAUGGGCUUCCAAGAAAAAUUUUAUGCCAGAAAGGGAUGGCUUGCAGCUUCUUCUAUUUGAUUUUAAGCGGGCAAGUUGAACUGACUAUAGGAAACGAAGGUAUUACUUCAGAAGCAGGACCUUAUCACUGCUUAGGGGUAAAAGCUUUAAAUGAGCCUAUGAAUCUAUAUGUACCUGACUAUACAGCUAAAGUGAACAGUAAUCAAUAUUUAGAACCAACAAGAAUUUUACGCAUUUCACAGCAGCUUUAUAUGAAGUAUGCUUCAAGGUCAUAA
Blepharisma stoltei is the source of this 1608-nucleotide messenger RNA. The record is from the annotation of a GenBank genome assembly. NCBI's taxonomy places the organism in Eukaryota, Ciliophora, Heterotrichea, Heterotrichida, Blepharismidae.